ACACUUCUUCGCUGCAUUCGAAAACUCUUCUGCUUGCGUCCAUCCACUUUUCAUACAAUCACUGAAGGAUUUACGAUUACCGGGGACUGCACGGGAUUGUUUUUUUUAAUUUAAAAAGGGGACACGUUUCUUUGCAAUUUGGUGCUUUUAACUCUAUGCUAGAAACUCCUGGAACCCCGUACAGAAGCAGAAUGCAGUUCUUAUUGAAAUAAAAAAGGGAGAAUUUCUGGAUAUUGCGAAUUGCAAAGAGGAUAGCUGCAGCCAGAGCUGGUUUGACCACCCAGUCAAUAAAGCACUGACUCUUGCAGAAGUCUAUGUGAUGGCUAAAUUGGAGCUCUGGUGUCUUUUGUGGUGUGUAGCGCUCAGUGGUACUUCACCUGCACCCAAUGGAACGGCGAACAACAAUAUUAAUGAUGAUAAGACCAGAGGGACAGAAGAAUUAGAUGAAGACUAUAUUGAAACUCUUGGAAGUGAGACGGACAACCAGGAGAAUAUUUUAUCACAGCUGCUGGGUGAUUAUGACAAAGUGAAAGCGGUUUCGGAAGGCUCUGACUGUCAGUGUAAAUGUGUUGUCAGACCCCUGAGCAGGAACGCCUGCAGGAGGAUUGAGGAAGGCACUACCAAAGCGCAGGACUUUUACACAGUGGAGACUGUGACUUCAGGCCCAGGAUGCAAGUGUGCCUGCAUUGCUCCUCCUUCAGCUCUGAACCCCUGUGAGGGAGAUUUCAGGCUGAAGAAACUUCAGGAGGCUGAGGCACAGAAUAUUAAGCUUUCAACAAUUAUAGACUUACUGGAAGGGGCCUUUUAUGGUAUGGACCUCUUAAAGAUACAUUCAGUCACAACCAAGUUGGUUGAUCGCAUUGACAGAAUUGAAAAGGCUGUUUCUGUAAACAACACCAAAGAAAAACAAAGUGCAAAGAGGGACUUUGAUGGGCAGACACAGAUUAAAGAAAACCAGUCACUCCACCGAAUUGAGAAGAAGAAACGACUGAACAAUUUGGCUUUAGCCCUGCAGAGAGAUGCUGCUGCUGCAUAUACACACACUGAGAAAAAAUAUGAAGAAAGAUUUAUCAAUGAUCGAGAAUUCACUAAGCCCCACUUAAAGAGAAGUCACACUGAACUCCCGACUCUGGCUCAGCAAAUUAGGGAGCCACAGCAGACAAAUGCCAUGGGGAAAUCGGCCAUCAUCAGAGGAAUAACUUACUAUAAAGCCAACAAUGUGGAGGAGGACACUGACACUGAUGAACAGCCAGAGGAUGAAAGUUUGAGUGGUGAUGGGCCUACAGAUUUGCUGUUUGAAGAGCAGCUUAUCAAGCAGACAAGUAAUCCGGCAAGAAGCAACAGCAGGCCAGAACCAAUGGCAGGACCUCCCACACCUACGUCUUCCGAGAGUGAGACAACUCAAAACUCUCAGUCAACAAAGUCAGCUACGGACCCUGCCACUGAAGAAUCUACAACAGCUGCCACUGUAUCCUCUGGGGUUGUACCUUCUUUCACCAUGACUGCCCCUAAGUUCACAACCCAAGAAACCACUGUGAAACAUACAAGGACCACUCAGCAAAGCCCUGCCAUUGCCACAACGGUUCCGGAAACUACCAUCUCCCAGGGCACAACCACCAUCGCUACGACAACCAGUACUACAACAGCAAGUACUACAACGGCUAGUACUACGACAGCCAGUACUACGACAGCCAGUUCUACAACAACCAGUACUACAACAACUACCGCAAAGCCAACUACCAGCGAAACAGACUCUGUUACUGUACCAAAUCUUACCACAACUAGGGCACCACUUCAAAAAACCAUCACUCCUGCUACAGUCCCGCAAAUAAAAACUGCCGGCCCUUCUCCAGGGGUAAAACCUAGGCAACCUUUCCGCUUGGAUGAGGUUGUAUCCCAGGAAAAUAUGGGGGAUGAAGCACAGAAAAAUGGAGUGUGUAAGGACACCUUGUCCACAAUUUCUGAUCCCGUGACUCAUAACACUUACGGUCGGAGUGAAGGAGCCUGGAUGAAGGAUCCCAAAGCAAGUGAUGACAGGAUCUAUGUCACAAACUAUUAUUACGGAAACAAUCUUUUAGAAUUCCGCACCAUGGAGAACUUCAAGCAAGGUCGCUGGACCAACUCCUACAAGCUUCCCUACAACUGGAUAGGCACGGGACACGUCGUGUACAACGGCGCGUUUUUUUACAACCGAGCCUUCUCGCGUGACAUCAUCAAGUUCGACCUGAAGCAGCGGUACGUGGCGGCGUGGACAAUGCUGCACGACGCCGUGUUUGAGGAGGAGACGCCCUGGAGGUGGAGAGGCCACUCGGACAUUGACUUUGCGGUGGACGAGAAUGGACUGUGGGUGAUUUACCCGGCCAUCGACGACGAGGGAUUCCACGAGGAGGUGAUCAUCCUGAGUAAACUGAACGCGGUCGAUCUGAGCAUUCAGAAAGAAACCACGUGGAGGACUGGCCUUCGGAAGAACUUUUACGGCAAUUGUUUCAUAGUAUGUGGCGUGCUUUACGCUGUGGAUAGCUACAACAAGAUGAAUGCCAACAUCUCCUAUGCCUUUGAUACACAUACAAACACUCAGAUGAUACCCAGGCUGCCUUUCCUUAACAAUUACACUUACACCACGCAAAUUGACUACAAUCCGAAGGACAGAGUUCUUUACGCGUGGGACAAUGGGCACCAAGUUACAUAUGCAGUCAUAUUUGCGUACUAAGAGGGGUCGCAGAAAGUUAAAAAACAGGUUCUCGGCACUUUUCUGUAUAAAAAAAAAGAAUAAAUAAUUUUAUAUCCCUGUGCAGAUUGUAGAUCAAUCUACUUGGCUUUUUACUUUUUUUUUACUGGAUGAUGUUAACUCGUACCGUUUUUGUAUAGCUUCCUGUUUAAUGUCUACCAUGCGUAUGUUUUUUUUUGUUUGUUUUUUUAACUAUGUUAUUUAUAUUUCACUCCAUUUCUCACCUCCAGAAGGGCUGGCAAAUUAACUCCUUCAUCACAGCAUGACAAGGCUUAUAUUUUACUGCCUGCUAUAAGUCAAAAAUAUAUAAUUGUAUAUACUGUAAUUAAAAUACCAAAUAGAGGAAAAUAAAGUACAGAGGAAUUUAGGAGAUAGUCUCUGGCCUUUCCUUUAAUGUUUUAAAAACUAGUGAAAGACUAUUGCAAGACCUGAGUACACACAACAAUAAAAACAAACUGAAAUAAGGAUUAAACCAUUUGUAAAUAAGAAUAUGCACCUAAGCAAUGGUAUUGUACAGUGACAUUUGUAUGCACCUAUGCAAUAGGUGUGAAUUACGGAAUGAUGUCACUGUAUGAUAUACCACACACCUCGUUUAAAACUAACAAAAUUAAUACUAUACUGUACCAAUUUCAGAAUUGGUAGCUUUCAGUCCUAUUUAUACAGUCCUCUGCAUUGUUGUUCCAGUUACACCAGAGACUUAAAUUCUUAGCUCUACAUGUCCCCCCCCAAAACCACUUAAGCACUCUUCCUUUGGAUUAGUUGAACAGUAACAUAUCUGAGCAGUGUGCAGUAAAAGAAAAAACAUUUUAAACCCCACUUCUUUAGUUACAGGUCAUUUUCUAGCUUGAGUAACACAAAAAACAGUCAUAAAUCACUUUUCUGUACAAUACAUGAAAAUUGCAUGUAAUUUCCACUGGAUUAUGGGUAGUAUUCUAAUCCAGAAAUUUGAACAUGAAAGAAACUGUGGACAACACUACAGAAAAAUGAUGGUGUAUAUAAAUGGCAAUGGAAAUACAUCAAAAUUGUCUCAUUGGCUGUGGCAAAAUGACUAUGGUUUGCUUUGUGGCUUUUCUUUAAUUCCCAAGUUUUAGCAGUCUGCAUAACAACUGUUCUCUUUUGAGUUUCUCUAAAAAAAAUGAUUAAUGUGUUUUUCCCUGUGUAUUUUAAAACACAGCUUUUAGAAAGUAAACAGAAAAUCGGAGACCUUAUUUCAUAGGAUAAAUCAUUAAUGUUUGAAAUCUGUUUGCAAACAAAAUGUUUUCAGACUGAAACAAAAAUGAUCAGUGUGGAUUAAUUAAAGUUUUAUUUGUCUAAAUUUUACAAUACAAUACAAAGAUCAAAUGAAUCUCACAGACUUGUCCUUUCUUAAUGAACUACCGCCACACAUCCUAGGUUUACAGGAAGGAAAAGCAAGAAAAACUUUUGAUCGAUACAUUUUUUUUGUCAAAGUAAAAAAUAAAGU
Messenger RNA from Lepisosteus oculatus (spotted gar), 4190 nucleotides. RefSeq names its product olfactomedin-like protein 2B. The record is from RefSeq and is a predicted model, not a curated record. Gene Ontology annotation, biological process: signal transduction. NCBI's taxonomy places the organism in Eukaryota, Metazoa, Chordata, Actinopteri, Semionotiformes, Lepisosteidae.